AUGAAGCUGCCUGCGGUGAUGAUUGCUGGCCUUACCGCCUCCGCCAUGGCGGCCCAGCAGGUGGACGAGGAAGUCAACCCCGUCAAGAUCUGUGGCCGGCUCGGCGUGAUGAAGGUUAAUCCGGAUAACCUCCCCGAGGGUGUCCGCAUGGAGGACGUCAGAAUGUGUGCAGGCCAUCCAAAUGGAUAUGACAACUAUUAUGGCUGGGGCGAUUACCUGCCUCGCUGGUUCCCGGGUCCCCCGACCUUUGGAUACGCGUAA
Messenger RNA from Akanthomyces muscarius, 261 nucleotides. RefSeq lists its product as uncharacterized. Lineage: Eukaryota; Fungi; Ascomycota; Sordariomycetes; Hypocreales; Cordycipitaceae. The transcript has a single exon. The coding region runs from base 1 to 261 and encodes 86 amino acids. The record is from RefSeq and is a predicted model, not a curated record.